This is a messenger RNA of Melitaea cinxia (Glanville fritillary), 5641 nucleotides long. RefSeq lists its product as uncharacterized. The record is from RefSeq and is a predicted model, not a curated record. Gene Ontology annotation, molecular function: zinc ion binding; nucleic acid binding. The coding region runs from base 169 to 5514 and encodes 1781 amino acids. Lineage: Eukaryota; Metazoa; Arthropoda; Insecta; Lepidoptera; Nymphalidae. The transcript is spliced from 23 exons.
CUAUACUCUGUGGUACCUAUUGUAUUUGAUUCUAACAUUCUAAGCAAGAGACGCGACGAUAUUUUUUUCAGUUGAAAAUUUUGUAAUUAUAACAACGACUAGAGCUGUACGUAUGUUCCGUUAUUCAAUAGACAUAUUAAUUAACAAACAAUACCGUAAGACAGUAUAAUGGAUACAAAAAUAAAAAAAUGUUGUCCUAACUGUAGUCAAUGUUAUUAUCUGAAAGAUUCUAAAAACAAGACUAAUGUACCCCUAUUUUUAUCAUGUGGACACGCCAUGUGCGAAAACUGUGUUAGCAACAUAGUCAAAUUCGCAGAGCCUAUUGAUUGUAAAAUAUGCCACCAAUGUAUGGAAGUAGAUCCUAAGGAUUUGGCAUUAUUAAUACAGAACAAGAUUACUCUUUAUACCAUAUUUCCUGUUAAUGUAUUUAUGGUUGGAGAGCUUGCUUUGCAAUCUAUUGAGGAAAAAACCAGAAUUAAAGAGGAACCUAAAGAUGAAUGUUUCUUGGAUAUUAAAGGAAUACUCCAAAGUACUAAUUCUACACAGGGUGAAUGUGUUGAGUGCCAUGGACCGACUUCUAAAAUGUGUGAACAAUGCGGUAUCAUAGUUUGCAAUAAUUGCUUCAAUAAAAGCCAUAAGAACUUUGUAAUUUUCAAAAACCAUAUAUUACGUAAUAUAGAACUAAAUAAACAGAAAAAUACUUGCAAGUCCCAUCAUGAGAAGCCAUUAGACUAUUACUGUAACAACUGUAAGAAAUCUAUUUGUAUGGAUUGUUUGAUGGUUGGGGGGGAAAGGUCAUGUAAAAGCCAUGAUGUUACUUCCAUGCAAGAAGUGAAUGAACUUUUUUUGACUCAGUUGACGAACAUAAGCCCAAAUGUAGAUGAAAUAUUAAGAAGACUGAGUAAGACUGCUGUUGACAUUGGACAUCUACUCACAAAAUUAGAGUGUGAAACUAGUUCUGAUGAAUACACAAACAUUAUUAAUAAUAUUGAGCAAGACUUCUCCAAACUUACAUUCAAUAUACAAAAACAAAAAGAUGAUAUAGUUAACAAAGUGCUACAAGUAAAAUUUCAUGAAAAAGAUUCUUUAAAACAGGCAAAACAGGAAGUUACUGAAGCAAUUAAAAAAGCAUUUAAAACUGUAAAAACCAUUAAUUCUUUGGAUUCAACAAAACUGAAAGAGUUUAACAUGUCUGCAAUUUUAGAAGAUGCCAAACAAAUAAUUGAAUCUCCUUGGUACCUACACAGAGAUUCCUCUGAAAUGUCCUUAAAUACAACAGUAAACGAAGAUGUUCUUUUAUCUGUCGAAAAUUAUGUACAAUUGGAAGGGGAACCAAAUUUAAAGUAUAAAUUGGUUAGUACACAAGCAUUAAAAGAAAUAAUUGAAACUGUACCAGAAGCUCCAUCAUCGAUUGUGUAUCCACCAGUAACUGUAAAAGAUGUGAGACAAACAUGUAAACCUAACAAAGACAAAGAAACAAAACCGCUAACAUUCUUUACAAAGGCACCCAAGUAUCGCAGCAAGAGUGGAUCGAUGUCAUCACUAAGUUCAAUCAACAGCGACUCAUCGAACCAGAAGGACAAAACUUCUAACAGAAGAUCGAAGGAAAAGUCGAAUGGAGUUGCAACUUAUUCGAAUUAUCACUCAACAAAACCACGAGAUCCUGAAAGUAUCGAGAUACCAGAGAUGCAGCCUUUAGUUGAAGGCACGCGGGAAGUGAUCUACCUGUCGCACAUCGUGAGCCCGCAGGCGCUGUUCGUGCAGCGCGCGCGCUCGCAGGCCGGCGUGCAGGCGCUGCUGCGCGAGUUCCGCGCCGCCGCCUCGCUGCCGCGCCCCGCCGCGCCGCACGUCGCCGAAGACGAGCCAAAGCCGACUAAAGUUGUUCAUUCUCGAAGCACUUCAAAGAAGAUGGUGGCCACGUUCGUUGGAAAAACCGGCCAUGUUGCGACUAUUGAUCGUAGAAAGGUUAACGCAGAAUGGUAUACCACAGUUUGUUUACCACAAGUCAUCGCCGAACUUCGCAAAUCUAACUUAAAGCGUCGCAUCAUCUUGCACCACGACAACGCAAGCGCACACAGCACUCGUCAAACAAUAAAAAGCAAGGUUUACCUAGUUUUUAACAAAGCAGACAACCUUUGGCAGAGAUGUCGGGUCCAAAGCAUUGAUAAACAAGACGAAGAGAGGCCCUUGUUCCGUGUGUUCUGCUUCGAUUUUGGUAGCACUGAAAUAGUCAGUAUUGACAAGCUGCGUCUAAUACCACCCGCUCGAAUACAUUUCCCGCCGCCCUUUGCCUUCAAAUGCUCACUCGCCAACUGCGAGCCGAUAAAUGGGUCUUGGACAAGUGACGAUGCAUUUUUCAUACAGAAAGUUGUUGACAACAAGCAGGCGGCGCUGCAGGUGCGGCGCGUGUGCGGGGACGUGCUGGAGGCAGACAUUUGCACCGUGGAGCACGGCGUGAGUCUGGCACACGCACUAGCCUUCCAUGGCCGCGCGCGUCUGCCGCUCAAACUACCCUACCCAAAAAUAACCGGACUUAUCGAAAAGCCAAAAUUAUUUUUAAAUAGCAAUGAUUUUCAAAAGGACUCCGUGGAAGAAGUUUACAUUACGCAUAUUGUGAGUCCUGAUAACUUCUACAUUAGAAAGCGUCAUCUACAAGCCGAUUUUGAAAGACUAUGUGAAGAAUUGGAUCAAGAAUACAGUAUGAGUGUGAAAGAAGGAAGUGUUUACUUACCUGAAAAAGACCUAGCGGUAGCUGCGCACGUGGAGCUGACGGGUGUGCGCUGGGCGCGCGCCGUGCUGCUGGAGCUGCCGGGGCGCGGCCGCGUGCGCGCGCUGCUGCCCGACCUGGGCGCCGUCGUGCUGCUGCACUGGUCCGCGCUGCGCCACCUGCGCCCUCGCUUCACCGAGCUGUGCGCGCUCGCAACGGAAUGUCACUUAGCCGGAGUCACACCUCUCAAUAAAAAAUGGUGUCUGGGUUCGGUCGCUUUACUGAAAAAAUACGAAGAUCGUGUUUUAGAACUACAUGUAGAAGAAAGUCGAAACAGAAACUCGCUUGGAGUUACGCUAUAUGACAAAUCAGAUGAAGAAAACGUAGUCUGUAUCAAUAAAGAAAUGAUAAGACAUAAAUUUGCCAUCACAUUUGGAUUGUUUAUGUUUAACAAAAACACAGAAACAGAUGAAUUAGUUUUUACAAAUAAAUGUCCAUUAUACGACAAGAAACCUAAAGAGAAUAUAGCAGAUGACAAAAAAAAAGCAGCAACAAUGAUAAAAAAGCAAACUAAAUUAAACGAUGAAGAAUUAGACGCAAAGGAUAAAGGGCCAUUAAGAUUAGAAGUAAAAAUACUAAAUUACCAAUCACCGUCACUUAUUUACGUUUCGUUCCUUCACCAGCAAAAGAUAUUUACGGAUCUUUUCGAAGACAUUCAAAAAUAUUACACUAAAAAUAAAACUCAAGGCAAAACAGACUGGAAGAUUAAGGAUCGAUGUUGCACAAUAUGUAACCAGUCGCAGACAUGGCGUCGAGCGGUCAUUUUAGAAAUUAAUGGCAAUAACGCUAAGGUGUUUUACUCCGACUUUGCUUGCGUAGAAGCGGUACCAAUUUUAAAUCUGAGAGAAAUGCCUAAAGAAUUUGUCUCGAUAGGAGAUGCUGCAGUAAUGUGUCAUCUCUAUGGAGUAAUUCCGGCCGUCGGGGAGGAGUGGCCUUCACUAACAAAAGAAUAUUUAAAAGAAUUGCUCGAUGCUUACAAUAGAAUUUUCUUAACGAAAGUUGGUAACUUUAAAGAAAAAAGUAUGCCAGUAGAGUUGUGGGUUUAUCAUACCGUUCAAGGUGGUGCACUCGAAGCUAAUACUUCCGAGUGGAGGUGUUUAAACAAAAAGAUCAUCGAUCAAGGUUUAGGCGUGCCCGAUAAGAGCCAUGAGUCAAGUGACAACGAUCAAGAUGCAAAAAAUUCUGGACAAGACACGCUUACUUUCCUAAAUAUGUCAGGGACCGUUCAAGACUGGCUUCAAAUAGAACCAAUCCCUUUGAAGCCUCUUAAAAUAAUUUCUGAUUCAGAGAGCAACUCUUCGACUCCUGUUGAUAUGGACUUAAACACUGAAACUAAUAAACACAAUCCAAACACAAUUUUUAUAUCUGAUUGGCUUCCUCCUGAACCAUUAUCUUGUAAAGAAAUUACUGCUAUGCCAACAUACAUUGACAACGACGGCGCGAUUUAUUUACAUGACAUAUCACAGCAAGAUACCUUGGAAUUAAUCCGUAAAGCUCUAGAUGUUCGUUUUAAGCAUCCAGAUCCAAAAGCUAAGUAUGUUAAAUGGACAGUGGGCGAACCCUGUAUCGCUCUAUACUUUUUAGACAACCGUUUUUACAGGGGAAAAGUAUUAGAAGUUUACAAUGAAACUUCUAGUUGUUUGAUACACUACGUUGAUUACGGAAAUGAAGAGAUAUGCAGUUUUGAAAAUUUAAGAAAAAGUAUAGUUUUAUACCAAAUACCAAUACAGGCGCACAAAUGCAUCCUAAAUCGCAUUCGACCUAUUAGAGAUCAAUGGGACAGACAGACUUUAGAUUAUAUACAUAAAUCAAUAGUCGAGAAACAAUGUUACGUUAAAAUCAGUGGAGAGCCUGUAGGCGAUCUUAUUCCUAUAGAGCUUAAAUUCGACAAACUUUGGAUAAAUGAUCACCUUGUCGAUUUCGAGAUGGCGGUUUACACUGAUGGAUCUAAGGCUGUCGUUCGAAAAUUUGCACCGAAAGUAAAGGAAACGCCAAAACUAGAGCUUAGCUUGGAAUCUGAUUCAGGACCAGAUUACAUAAUCGAGUGUGAAGAUCCUUCAGAUCAGAGUAGUGAUUCACAAAAUGAUUUUCACAUGAAAUCUUUCGAAGGUAAAGAUUGGAAUUUGAUUAUGGCCGAAGACGAUAUAAAUACAAUAAGUGGUAGUUUUAUAUCAUAUUCACCAUUUACGGAAACAGAAUUCAAGUGCAACAUUACAGUUCUUAAUGAAUCAAAAAUGUUAGAGUUGAGCGUAAUACACGAUGAUGAAAUCAAUAAACUAUACAAUGCUAUGUUUGAAGAGAUACAAAUGGAAAAUAAUAAUAUGAACGCUCUAAAUGGAAUAUUUGAAAACAAAGCUUGCUUAGCUUUGUUCCCCGAUGAUCUAAAGUGGUAUAGAGCACUCAUUCUACAAUAUAGUGAAGCCAAAAAUCGUAUCAAAGUAAAAUAUAUUGACUAUGGUAACAUAGAAGUUGUAUCUCUUGCAGAUGUAAGAGAAAUCAGUGAGAAAUAUACAAGGCUGCCGCCAGCAACGAUAACUGUUACUUUACAUGGUGUUAAACCUAAUCCUAAGUUAGAUAAUAAAGUAUUAUUCGAGUAUUACGCAGAUACAUUCCUUGAUAAACAACCUUUUCAUGCCAAAGUGAUUGACUCUACCAGUAAAAUACCAAGUGCGGAACUUAGAGAUGAUACUGGAAAAUUAGUUUACGAAAAACUUAUUAAAGAAAAUGUACUUUUACUAUGUGAUUAAAUGAUUUUCGUUCUUUGAUUAUUCUUAUCUUUAAAAUCAUAAGUUUGUUGUCUUAAGCUAAAAUAUAGUUUGUUUCUUUUUAGUGAUUGUUAAUUUGGUAUUGACAAAAUAAAUAUUUUUUCCAUAA